Molecule: messenger RNA, 1287 nt
Organism: Cuculus canorus (common cuckoo)
Lineage: Eukaryota; Metazoa; Chordata; Aves; Cuculiformes; Cuculidae
Gene: MAK16
Product: MAK16 homolog
Exons: 10
Coding region: 82-960 (292 amino acids)
Biological process (GO): maturation of 5.8S rRNA; maturation of LSU-rRNA
Cellular component (GO): preribosome, large subunit precursor; nucleolus
Source: RefSeq, a predicted model, not a curated record
CAUGACAUCCCCAACUCUCGCGAGAUCUCCGCUGGCCCCGCCCCUUCCUGCUAUGGCCGCGCUCCCGCCGGUCUCACCACGAUGCAUUCGGACGAUGUUGUCUGGGAUACGCUCGGGAACCGGCAGUUCUGCUCCUACAAGAUAACGACGAAGACCCAGAACUUCUGCCGGAAUGAGUACAACCUGACGGGUUUGUGCAACCGUUCCUCCUGCCCACUGGCCAACAGCCAGUACGCCACCAUCAGGGAGGAGAAGGGUCGGUGUUACCUGUACAUGAAGACAAUUGAGCGGGCACCUUUCCCCCGUCGGCUCUGGGAGCGGGUCCUGCUAAGCAAGAACUAUGAGAAAGCCCUGGAGGAGAUAGACGAGAAUCUCAUCUACUGGCCACGCUUCAUCAGACACAAGUGCAAGCAGCGGUUUACCAAGAUCACACAGUACCUCAUCCGUAUCCGGAAGCUGACGCUCAAGCGACAGAGGAAGAUUGUUCCUUUACGGAGGAAGAUUGAAAGGCGAGAGAAGAGGAGAGAGGAGAAAGCCCUGAUUGCUGCUCAGCUGGAUAAUGCCAUCGAGAAGGAAUUACUGGAAAGACUGAAACAGGAUACGUAUGGAGACAUUUACAACUUCCCCAUUCACGCCUUUGACAAAGCCCUGCAACAGCAAGAGGCUGACAGCGAGAGCGAGUCCGAUGCAGAGAAGGAAGAAGACGAGGAGGAGGACGCAGAUAAAAGGGAGUUUGUGGAAGCAGAUGACAGUGACCUCAGCGACUUUGAGGACAUGGAUAAGUUGGAGACAAGUAGCGAAGAGGAGCAGGAAGAAGAGGAAGAAGUAGAGAAGAAAGCCUCUCGCUCCAAAUCUAAAGGGAAAACUCCCCUGAAAGGACCAGCUAGAAGAAAACGUCCGUACAUUGAGAUAGAGUAUGAAAAAGAAACAGAGCCUGCCACCAAAACGAAAGCAGCCUGAACUCCCAUUUUGUACCAAAUGACAGACCACCACUAGAACUCCUUCCAGCUUCUGCCACUCUGUGCAGGAUCCUUAAUAAUUACUCCUUUUCCAUACUGCAGACUAAUAAUUUUCAUUAAGAUAAGAAGGCGAUUGCAGCAGAUUUGUACAACUCCUGCAGCAAGCCUCCUGAAGAAGGCUCCCCACCUUUUCUACCACACCAGGCUCAGCUCAGACCAUGCUCCAGGAAGGAACCUGGAUUGGGCAGCACUGUCACUUGCUUCCAAAGCUGGAGAAGCCCGUGUGCAUCUGGGCGAGUGCACUUGUUUUGGGGAGGUGUUGGGAUAA